GUUGCCCUUAAAAGACAAUGGGCAGGUAUUUAGCAUUCAAAUAUGUGAGAUUACCAACAAUUACUAACAGUUGACAAUAUGUUGUCGCGCUAUUUUGUCAUCAAAAGUUACACCUUUGCGAGCUUUUUUUUCAAAAGCUUCCACAUAGCUGCAACAUACUUGCUUUAUCCAAACAACAGCUGGCURCAGGUAACAGGCUCCAUAUCAUAUCCGAUUAUUGGUUUACCUAUGCACCGCACUUUAUUCUUCGAUUGGGGCUAUCAAAUGAACUACGACUUUCCUUACAACCUCUCUUCUUUCUACAAUGCGCCAAUUUGGAGGUUAGAGAAACGUGAUGUGAACAACGAUAGAGUCCGAGACUUUAAUAAACUGAACUUAAACGAAGUGCGGUUCAAAAAUUGGUUGGAUACGUCCAAAGACAGACAUUUCUUCGAUUUUACAGCAGGUGAAUUAUACAACGCACUGGAGAGCUUACUGGAAAGCUAUGGCUAUCACCGCAGUUGUUUACUGCAGAGCGUAUGUGACAUAGCUCGAUAUCCAUUUGGUGCUAAGGAACAACACGUGUUACGAGACUUGAUUACAUUUGUCCUAACGCCCUCAUGGCAUUUGGGUUUCGUUGCAAGCGAAGACGCGCAACGUAAAGCUUACGAGACAGCAGAAUGGAGUGGUACACGUGGUUUAAAUUGUAGGAGACUCUAUCCAGCUUGUAGAAGAAAUUUCCUGCACACUAUCACAAAAGUGAUUCCCGAUAAUAGUUGAUUAAGUUAAUGUCUACCUAAAACUUGAUAUUUUAUACGUUUUGAUCUUCAUAACAAAACAAUUACAUUUUAAGAAUUCUUAAUGAUCUAAAUACAAUAAAUUACAUGUUUGGUUGAAA
Messenger RNA from Bactrocera latifrons, 877 nucleotides. RefSeq lists its product as uncharacterized. Lineage: Eukaryota; Metazoa; Arthropoda; Insecta; Diptera; Tephritidae. The transcript has 4 exons. The coding region runs from base 79 to 759 and encodes 226 amino acids. The record is from RefSeq and is a predicted model, not a curated record.